Molecule: messenger RNA, 583 nt
Organism: Manduca sexta (tobacco hornworm)
Lineage: Eukaryota; Metazoa; Arthropoda; Insecta; Lepidoptera; Sphingidae
Product: gamma-secretase subunit Aph-1-like
Exons: 2
Biological process (GO): positive regulation of catalytic activity; Notch receptor processing; Notch signaling pathway
Cellular component (GO): membrane; endoplasmic reticulum; gamma-secretase complex
Molecular function (GO): protein-macromolecule adaptor activity
Source: RefSeq, a predicted model, not a curated record
GUCAAACCUAAAGUCAAUAAUUUGACAACUUGGCUGCGUUUCAUGAAUCAUAUUUUUUUAUACAUAAACAUCAUAAAAAUAAUUAUAAAUGUUGAAGUAUAAGUCUAAUUACUAACGAUAAUAAACAGCUGCUUUACAGCAGCUAGUUGAUAGUGAUUAUUGUACAUAUAGUGUUAAAUAGUUAGCAGAAUGACUGUAGCGGAGUUUUUUAGUUGUUCCCUGCUAGCCUUUGGGGCUCCACUGGCCAUGUUCGCUAUGACGGUAGCGAACGAUCCGGUGCGCAUCAUCAUCAUGAUCGCAGCAGCGUUUGGAUGGCUGUUGUCGUUUUUGUUGUCUUCGCUGGUGUGGUACGCAGUGGUACCUCUCAGAUCUUACCUAGCGUUUGGGAUGGUGUUUGCUAUAAUACUACAGGAAUUAUUCCGCUACUUCAUGUACCUGCUGCUCAGGAAGACGGAGGCAGGAUUAAAGGAAAUAUCUGAGAACCACGAGAUUGGCAGCAACAAGCUGGAGAUGGCUUAUGUGUCUGGUCUGGGCUUUGGUACAAUGAGUGGUGCCUUUGCCCUUGUCAAUGUGUUGGCUGACU